AUGAUUGUCUCUCUUUUGCCUCUGGUCUAUCUCGCGCUCCUCGCGCAGCCUGGUGCUGCGAAGGACUCGACGAGUUUCAAGAACACCACUGGCACCUCGCCGAUCCUCUUCCCUACGGACGUUGGUUUUGGCAGUGACGAAGUUCCGGGUGGUGCCCCUUACAAUGCUCAGAUCGACAAGAUCUCCUACCGCCCUCGCACCGACGCCUCGAUCGAGAUGCGCUGGCUCCCGAAGAAUGCGAAGCGUGACCAUGCCACCUCGGACGACAUUUUCCGUCACCUCGCCAACAUGACGCCCUACAAGCCCGCUGACAAGCUGUUCCCGGAGACGUAUGGCUACGAGAAAGUGCCGGACCAGUGCGAAAUCAAGCAGGUGCACAUCCUCCACCGUCACGGCUCGCGCUACCCCGACAAGGGCCACAAGUCGGGCCCCGGUAACUUUGGCGAGAAGGUGCAGGAUGCCGUCAAGGCCGGCAAGCUGAAGGCUUCGGGUGAGCUCGAGUUCCUCUACAACUGGAAUUACGAUCUCGGCCAGAAGAUCCUGGUGCACAACGGUGCGCAGGAGAUGUUCAUGUCGGGUGUCAAGGCUUACUACGACUACGCCAAGCUCCUGUCCAACUUCACUGCCCACAAGCCCGUCGUGCGUACUUCGUCGCACAGCCGUGUGCUUGACUCGGCCCGCUACUGGACCCUGGGCUUCUUCGGCUGGGAUGCUACGGACAAGAUGCACCUCGAAGUCCUCACCGAGGACGAUUUCCAGAACCUUACCCUGGCUGGUAAGAACGCUUGCCGCAACGCCGACAGCGACGACUACGAGCUUAGCGUCAACGUCAGUGCCAUCUGGCAGAACAUCUACCUGCAGGCCCCCAAGGCUCGUCUGCAGAAGAACCUCAAGGGCAUUGAUCUUACGAUCACUGACGUGUACAAUAUGAUGAGCGCUUGCCCCUACGAGACGGUGGGCAUUGGUUACUCCGACUUCUGCAAGCUCUUUACCAAGAACGAGUGGCUGAACUUUGAGUACGACAUGGACCUGCAGACGAUGGCCGACAACGGUUUCCUGAACCCCACGGCCCGUGGUGUCGGUAUCGGUUGGGUGUCGGAAUUUAUCGCUCGUCUCAAGAAGGAGAAGUUCACCGGCCCGGUCACGACGCAGAACAUGACGCUUGACACCAACUCUACGUACUUCCCCCUUGACCAGCCCCUCUUUGUGGACGUCUCGCACCACAGUCAGAUGACCAGCAUCAUGGCCGCACUGAACCUCACCCAAUUCAAGUCCAAGUUCGACCCCCACCACAACGACCAGAACCGUAACUUCAAGCUUAGCCAGGUGCUCCCUUACGGUGCUCGCUGGGUCUGGGAGGUCCUUGACUGCAACGAGAAGAAGGGUAACCAGACCUACAUCCGUAUGAAGAUGAACGAGGCUAUUGUUCCCCUGAACGAGGCCCAGGGCUGCAAGCCGCGUCCGGACGGUCUCUGCAAGCUGGACGACUUCACGAGCUACCUGGAGAAGAACGCGUACAAGGCUUCCAAGUUUGAUCUCUCCUGCUUCGGCAAGAACGGUACCGACUUUAAGCUCAAGGGCCUGAGCACCGUCACGGACGGCGUCGUGCCCGACAGCGCAAUUGUGCACCACUAA
Messenger RNA from Malassezia japonica, 1635 nucleotides. RefSeq lists its product as uncharacterized. The coding region runs from base 1 to 1635 and encodes 544 amino acids. Gene Ontology annotation, molecular function: acid phosphatase activity. The transcript has a single exon. The record is from RefSeq and is a predicted model, not a curated record. Lineage: Eukaryota; Fungi; Basidiomycota; Malasseziomycetes; Malasseziales; Malasseziaceae.